This is a messenger RNA of Cornus florida, 1766 nucleotides long. Its product is annotated as E3 ubiquitin-protein ligase PRT1-like. Bases 15 to 1424 code for a protein of 469 amino acids. Gene Ontology annotation, biological process: proteasome-mediated ubiquitin-dependent protein catabolic process. Gene Ontology annotation, molecular function: ubiquitin protein ligase activity; zinc ion binding. The transcript is spliced from 7 exons. Lineage: Eukaryota; Viridiplantae; Streptophyta; Magnoliopsida; Cornales; Cornaceae. The record is from RefSeq and is a predicted model, not a curated record.
AUAUAUAUAUAUAUAUGUACAGAGAGAGAGAGAGACGAACACAUAACAGAACACACAGAGUCAUGGAAAAUCAAUCCAAAGAGUCUGCUGCAACAGAAAGUGAGGAAUUUCCUGAUGAGUUCCAGUGCUGCGUAUGUCUGGAUCUCUUCUACAAGCCCAUUGUCUUAGCCUGUGGCCACAUUUCAUGCUUCUGGUGUGUCUACAAAGCUAUGAAUACUUGGCAUGAAUCACGCUGUCCAGUUUGUCGGCAACCAUAUAAUCAUUUUCCCAGUAUCUGCCAUUUACUGCACGUCUUGCUUCUGAAGUUGUACCCAUUAGCCUAUAAAAGAAGGGAAAUACAAGUGAGCGAAGAAGAAAAGGAAACUGGGCACUCCUCUCCUCGGUUGAAUGAUCAUUUAUCUGCACCACAUCCUAGCAAAGAGUGCAAUAAUGCGGAGGAAUUUUCUCCACAUUCUUACACUUCACAAAAUAAAGUGCAUGUGGAAUUAUCUUCUUCUGGCGUGGGGGAACCUUCCUUAAUCAAGGAUUCAUCCGAAAUUAUUGUGCCAGUUAAAGAUUGUACGAUUACUGUUCAUACAAUGUCAAGCUGUGAAGCCACUGGAAAUAUGACUGCCCAAGAAAAAAGUGUGCAUGGAAAUAAGCUUGUGCACGGAACUUGUGAUCAGGUGCUUAUUACUGAUCUUCUGUGUGUUAUAUGCAAGCAGCUACUAUAUCGACCCACAGUUCUUAAUUGUGGCCAUGCAUAUUGUGAAACCUGUAUCAUCAAUAUAGAUGGCGAGGUAUGUAGGUGUCAAAUUUGUCCAAGUGUGCAUCCAUACGGGUUCCCAAAAGUUUGUUUAGUCCUUGAGCAUAUCUUGGAAGAGCAGUUCUCUGAAGAAUAUGCAGCAAGGAAGGAGGCUGUACUCAAACAAGCUGAUUGUCAAUAUGGAAGCCCAACAACAUGUUCAACACAAGCUCAGCAGCAUGCUGUCCGGACAUCGUCAAUGCCUACCAAUAUUUACUCGUCCUGGUGGUCUGGCCAAGGGCCCAAGGUUCAUAUUGGAAUUGGUUGUGACUUUUGCGGGAUGUGUCCAAUUAUUGGUGAACGAUACAAAUGCAAAGACUGUGUUGAGAAAAUAGGUUUUGACCUAUGUGAAGGGUGCUAUAACGCUUCCUCCAAGCUUACUGGCCGAUUUAAUCAGCAGCACACAUCAGAACACAAGUUUGAGAUUGUACAGCCGCCCGUCAUGCAUAAUUUAAUAUUGAGGCUAGAAGGUGAACAGUCUGAAGAGGAUGUUUCUGAUGAUCCUGAUGAUGUAGAAGAUGUUUCCUCUGAUCCAGUGUUGUCAGGUGAUGAUGCUCUGCGGGAUCCAGAAGAUAGUUCAGCUGCGCUGAUCUUCACAGAUACUUCACAAGAUCAAGAAGGUACCAACUCCACGAGCUAAAACCAUUUUAAGUGCUCUCCAGAAGUGCCAUCUCUGGAAGCACUUCCAGAAAUCAUUUUAUACUUGGGACACCCGACUUUCUUUCUUAAUCUUAGCUGCUAAUGGGGGAUUUAGUUUAAUUUCUGUACAGUUUCCUGAGUUAGUUCCAUUGUUUAGUCUUGAUGAUGUUAUAGAAGCUUAUGGUUACCAUGGGAAAAAAUAAAUAAAGAUGUUAUAUAAGCUCGCAGCGGUCUAACAUUGAACUGCAGAAUGUUUCCAAUUAUGGAUACAUGGAAAUCUCAUAAACAGCAGAUUGCGAAAUUCUACUGUUUAAAUAGAUAAAAUAUGUCUAAUUGUGUGUUA